Molecule: messenger RNA, 2561 nt
Organism: Cynoglossus semilaevis (tongue sole)
Lineage: Eukaryota; Metazoa; Chordata; Actinopteri; Pleuronectiformes; Cynoglossidae
Product: serotonin N-acetyltransferase-like
Exons: 3
Coding region: 739-1419 (226 amino acids)
Biological process (GO): response to light stimulus; circadian rhythm
Cellular component (GO): cytoplasm
Molecular function (GO): aralkylamine N-acetyltransferase activity
Source: RefSeq, a predicted model, not a curated record
GAGGAGAUAAAGAGUCUGCAGUGCGUGGAGUUCUGGAAACAACUUGUCUAAUCCUUCAUCAUGUGACUCAUAGUAAUAAUCACUUCAUUAUGAAGUGACACUGAGGAGGAGGAGGAGGAGGAGGAAGAGGAGGCUGCAGGAGCAGAGGUGGCCCAGCAGUGAGUCCACGGACCUUCACGUCUUCACACGUCACACACCUGCAGUAAGUGACAAUAAGAUUGGAGUGUUGUUUUGUCUUUUUUUUUUCCUUCUUUUUUUUCUUCUCCUUUGAUUUCUUUUGUUUUUAUUCCUUAUAAACAACAGUUAGAUUCAAUUCCCUGUUGAAGUUUUCUGACUGUAGUGACUUGACAACAACUCUUGUCAGUCCAGCAGCUGCUCCUGCUCACCGACACCAGGCGUCUGUCGUUGGCUGUUAAUACUUUAAGCCGGCGGUUCAUUCACAGCUCUGUGUGUGGCUGGUGGUUUUUGCGUAAAUAACAGUUAAUUGUCGGGUUGAGGGGAAAGAAAAAAAAAAAAACAUGGCCUGCAACAGUUUUGACCUCUGACAUCAGAUAUUCAAAUGCAAAUGAGCUGGUGAAUCACGGCCUGGAAAUCUGUCCUAUAAAUAAAGACACGGACCGUCCUGUUCUGUUCUGUUCUGUUGACAGGGCCUGACGGACGUCACCUCGCUGCCGAACACAAGAAGAAGAAGAAGAAGACGAGGAGCCUGGAAGUUUUUCAUUGGCAGGUCCGAACCAUAUGAUGUCCGUUGCCGGGGCGCAGCCCUUCAUUAAACCGAUGCAGUCGCCACCGUCCGUUUCUCCUGGGAUCCAGCGGAGACACACGCUGCCCGCCAGUGAAGUGCGGCCGCUCAACACCCAGGACGCCACGAGCGUCUUUGAAAUUGAGCGAGAAGCCUUCAUCUCAGUGUCAGGUGACUGUCCUCUUCACCUGGACGAGGUGCGUCACUUCCUCACACUUUGUCCCGAGUUUUCAAUGGGCUGGUUUGAGGAGGGCCGGCUGGUGGCGUUUAUUAUCGGCUCCCUCUGGGACAAAGACCGGCUCAGUGCAGAGGCUCUGACUCUCCACAAGCCCCGAGGCUCCACCGUCCACAUCCACGUCCUGGCCGUGCACCGCACCUUCAGGCAGCAGGGCAAAGGCCCCAUCCUGAUGUGGCGUUACCUGCAGUACCUGCGCUGUCUGCCCAGUGUGCGCCGAGCCGUGCUGAUGUGUGAGGACGUCUUGAUUCCAUUCUACCAGAAGUCCGGUUUCAAGGUGCUGGGCCGCUGCGCCAUCACGGUGGCCAACCUGACCUUCACGGAGAUGUGGUACCCAAUCAGCGGCCACGCAUACAUGCGGCGCAACAGUGAAGCCAUCCGCUUCCCGCAGCAACCGCUGAGCCUGCCGCUGGCAAAGACUGAGGAGAACGAUGACGUGUGACCGCCGGAUGCUGUUCCUUUAAAACAAACAAACAAACAAACAAAAAACCUGCCAAAAGUAUAGCCCAGUAUUUCACUCUGUUCCUUUAUGCACUAAUAUUUAUGUGAAUUCAUGUCUGUUCCCUUUCUAUUGGCAGGAAUUGGAUAUAAAAAUUACUUAACUGUCGGUUUUUAAUAUUCAUUGCUGAUGACGAUAUAUUUUUCGGUUUUUUUUCUGUGGUCAAAAAUAUGGCUUUGUUUUUUUGCACACGGUAGACAAAUAACUUUGGUGUUUUUCUUAUAUGUUCUAGAGUUUUGUGUGUAGUAUGCAGUAUUUGAAGUAGAAAUGAAGUAAUAACUGGACGUGGGGGGGUGGGGGGGCAUUAGUGUAUUAUUACCGGAAGUACAAGGACAUAUUAAAUUUAAAACAUUCCGCAAAUGUUUUUAAGUUUCUGAAAAUAUAUCUAUAUAAAAAAAGAAACGCUGUUUAAAAUCUAAGUUUGUUCACUUCACUGACAAAAAGUUUAAACUUUAAUUAAGACUUUUUAUUUGUAGUUGUGGUUACGUCGUAAGAAAUAAUUCGACAGAAACUGUCCUCACUGUCACUGGACCGGGUGCAACACUGACCCACUGGGGGACCAAGUGCUGAGUUCCGUUUGUGUUUAAUUACAUUUACACCGGUGCAGCGCUGCGUUCAUGCGAGACCGGUAUAUUUAUGCGGUAAGCUGUCUCACGCUGAGCACCUUUCUGAGCUUCCCGCAGCUGUGGACUGACGUCACGCUUUAGCAGCUCAACCGCAGCUCCUCCAGCUCUAUUAGGGGGCUUUAGCCGUUGUAAACGUCUGAGGAUUUAAAAGAAGAUCCACUCAUCCGACCGACUCCUCCGAUGACCUUACCUGAAACAAACACGCACUGUGUGUGCUACAGGUGCCGGGUCAGCAGCUUUUUAACCACGCGUAGCCACAUGUUUGUGUUUUUGUUUUCCCUUUUUUUUUUUUUUUUAAUAUUUCUGUCUCUGUCUAAAUUUCAGUUCGGUAUUUUCUACACUUUUUGAUCGAAGAAAGAAAUGUUUUUGAUUCUCUCACUGUGUCUACUCACACUUUACCGUAAAGUUAUGCAAAAUAAGUUUUCAACAUUCACUUUCAUUCAUUGUUUUUCAUUAAAA